Molecule: messenger RNA, 945 nt
Organism: Physcomitrium patens
Lineage: Eukaryota; Viridiplantae; Streptophyta; Bryopsida; Funariales; Funariaceae
Product: large ribosomal subunit protein uL6
Biological process (GO): cytoplasmic translation
Cellular component (GO): cytosolic large ribosomal subunit; ribosome
Molecular function (GO): structural constituent of ribosome; rRNA binding
Source: RefSeq, a predicted model, not a curated record
GAGGAGAAGACUCUCUUAAGCUUUCGAGCUAGACUUGCUGCAUCCUUCGCCUGCGAGCCCUUCUGCGGCCGCGUCCUCUUUCUCUUCCCCCUCUUCCCUGUUUCCUCCUCCUCUUUUGGUCGCAACCCGGCCUCGUUUGCCUUCUCGGUAAGCACAGCAGCAGCUAUGAAGACCAUUCUCGCAUCAGAAACUAUGGACCUCCCUGAGGGGAUCAAGGUCGAAAUCAAGGCUAAGAAGAUUAGGGUUUCGGGCCCUCGCGGUGUGCUCACCCGUGACUUCAAGCACCUCAAUCUCGAUCUCCAGCUGCAGGAAGGCGGCCGCAAGCUCAAGAUCGACGCCUGGUUCGGCACCCGCAAGACCAUGGCUGCCAUCCGUACUGCUAUUAGCCACAUCAACAACUUGAUCACCGGUGUUACCAAGGGCUACCGCUACAAGAUGAGGUUCGUGUACGCCCAUUUCCCCAUCAACGCCAGCAUCGCCUCCAGCAAGGAUAACAUCGAGAUUAGGAACUUUUUGGGCGAGAAGAAGGUCCGCAGAGUCGACAUGUUGCAGGGUGUGACGGUUACUCGAUCAGAGAAGGUCAAGGAUGAGCUAGUUUUGGAAGGAAACGAUAUUGAGCUGGUAUCUCGAUCUUGUGCUCUCAUCAACCAGAAAUGCCACGUGAAGAAGAAAGAUAUCAGGAAGUUUUUGGAUGGUGUUUACGUGAGUGACAAGGGAACCAUGGAUGCCGAGUAAAAUUAUAUGUUCAGUUUUCAUAUGCUACUCUGAUUCACUAUAAAAUUAUAGCCUCGUGUGCAGAACAGUGUCUUGAUAUGGGUGAUAAAUGUAUCUUCUAAAUCGAUUGCAUGUUCACUGUCAUCUGAACGCUGUGCUGUGAGGUCUUUGUGAACACCGGAUUUGGGAAUGCAUCAUGAAUAUUUGAUAAUAUAGUUCGAAAUUUUAGUA